GUUUGGUUUGCUCGAGUCUGCCCCUUUUGGGACGGAACAGCUAAGAAGCCUCGCGCAGAAUAUCUUUCACAAUGGCGAGAACACAUGAGCGACGAGGAGAAGUCUGCCUUCAGGCAGAAAGUUUUCAGCCUACAGUACCCAGAGUUGCCCCCAGCAAAUGAGGGCAAAGAUGCCGGGUGUGCUGAGCAGAAAGUGGAGGCCGUGCCUGCUCCCAGUGUUGGCGGUGAGCCGCUUCUUGACAUUGAUGAGGGAUACAAUGUAAAGUCCCUUCUCCGGGAAUUCCGGAAGAUCUCUGAAUCUCAUUCUUCUCGCUUGGCGCAUCCGCAGCAAAGAUGUGAACUCUACGGGAAAUUUGUAAUGCUCUUUCGAAAGGGCCAAGUUGAGAAGAGCGAAGUGAGCAGCGAUUUUUUGAAGCCUUUGCGCAUGUCUCGCAACAAACUUCAGGAAGUACUGCGCAUGGUGCAGGACAAGGGCGUGCCCCUUGAGUGCCCUGCAGCUUUUCGCAGUGGACGCGCUCCAAAUCUGCAGCUCACUGACCGGGAGCGGGAAGAUUUCCUCAACUACAUUGACUACUCUGCUAGCUGUGGGCGGGCGCUCUCUGUGCAAGAGUGCUUGCGGGCGCUGGUGUUUCUGAAGCUCGAGAAAGAUGGUCUCCUCAAGGAUGAUGAUUGCACCACUGAAUCAGCAUUAGCCAGGUCAAAGGCAUCAAAGCUCGCAGCACGAUUGAGCAUGUUGCGUGCUCCUCCUGUCGUUGCAAGAGCUCUGGACAAUCUUCAAGAGCUGCUGCUUUCAACUUCGAUCAUGCCCAAGACUGACAAGAAGAUCAUUCCCUCUGAGGCUCGCCGAGUCUGCUGCAGUGAUGAGAAAGGCUUUUCAAGCCGCGCAGACAGCGCCUUCAAAGCAGUUGCAGGUCGAGGCUCUCAUCCAACUGGCGCAGCCCCGGACAUCAGUUGGGAUCAUGUGACCCUCUUGACCUUUCUGCCAUUGUGUGGAGAGCCGUGCAUUGGAGUGAUUAUCCCGACGAAGCGCGCCCAUCCAGAUUUCCAGACCGCCUUCCCCAACAGCAAGAUCUGGGCAAACCCAAGCGGCAGCACAACCCAUGAAAGCUUCUGCUGGAUGCUGCAAGAGUAUGGCAAGCACGCGCGAGAAGUGCAGAAGAUCCCCGUUGCAUUGAGCGAACAAUACUCUGCUGCCGGUUACAAGAGAUGCGGGUUGGCAAGCGGAUCGCGCAUCGACAGGGACAUGCUGUUCGUUGAGCGGGCAGAUGAGCUUUUCAGCGCAGCUACUGCAAAGGAUCCUGCGCAUGCUACUCCUGCUUUGCAAGUGAUGCAACAGGUCUCUCCAGGCAAAUCCAAAUGCCAGAAAAGUGGCUGUGGACAGUUUGUGCAAUCCAAUUGGCAGUUAUGCCCUCAUUGUCGAACUCCCAAUGACAAGUUCAAACAGGAGGACUUCAACAUCCACAAGAAGGGCUACCGAAGUGGGUGGCGCCAGAACCCGCAGCUGCAACUACCUCCAGAUGAGUCUUUGACGCCAAAGCAGCAUGCUAUGCUGAAUCAGGUUGAUGACCUCUACAAGGAAAUGAAUAGACGGGCAGAGAAGAAGGAUUCGGACAAGGCAACUGACACUGGUGAAGCUGCUCCUGUUCCUGGCAAAGCCUGUCCUGUGAAAGCGUCUUCUGCGGAGGCUCCGCUUCCUGAGGCAUCGAAGAGCGAUGAUGAAAAAGAGUAUGAUUUGAAUGACCCAGAGCAAUGCAUUGAAUGGAUGGUCAGA
Molecule: messenger RNA, 1770 nt
Organism: Durusdinium trenchii
Lineage: Eukaryota; Dinophyceae; Suessiales; Symbiodiniaceae
Source: the annotation of a GenBank genome assembly